This is a messenger RNA of Moneuplotes crassus, 2821 nucleotides long. The record is from the annotation of a GenBank genome assembly. NCBI's taxonomy places the organism in Eukaryota, Ciliophora, Spirotrichea, Euplotida, Euplotidae.
AUGGAGAGUAAAGCUCAGACAAAAGAGAGACCUAAAUCAACUAACCAAAGGAAUCCUUCUAAUUUGAUAAAGCUAUUCAAUAUAAAGGGGAUAUAACCAAGGCUAAAGAGGACUGAGAAAAUAGUAAGGAUGGAUCAAAAUUAUCCAAGUCUUCCAUGGUUUCCCUCUUAACAAAGGGACUGCAAGAUAAAUUCUUAAAUAAACUUGAAGAACUUGAUAAAGAAGAAAAGAUAAGGAUGAAUAAUGGAGUAUCCCUCAAUGCUAAAACUCCGAGUGAGGAAGAUGUUAAAUAGAAUUUUGAUCAUGAAUCCAGCCCACAGAACUUGAGAAGAUCUGACUCAUCUCUCUGUUUAUUUCAACCAGUUUGAUUUACUCAGCAAAAUUCUUGAGCAUAAUAAUAGUGCAGAGAUGAGACUGAGAAUGUAUAGAAGUUUGAAAUUUAAACAAGCUAAGCAAGGCGAACACGUUUUUAAGUUCGGGGAUUUUGGAGAUUUAUACUACAUUUUGAUAAAAGGAGCGGUCGAUGUUAUCGUCCCGAUUCCUGAAGAACAUAUGUUUACAAAAUAUCAACUUCUUAGGCAUUGAAUUAUUAAUAAAGACGAUAUCUAUCUUCAUGAAACAGAUCCUGAGAAGCAAAAUCCAUUACUAGAGCAUAUCCAUAAAAUACUGAAUAAUGAAAAGAAGAUGGAUGCUCUUUUGAAAAAGUCUGAAGAGGAAAUAUUGAGCCAGAGAGAGAAAUAUGUUAUCAAAACGAUGACUAAAGUCCACAACUAUGUUCCAGGAGAAGGGUUUGGAGAGCUUGCACUUACUAAUUCUAAACCAAGAGCUGCUUCCAUUCUUGCAACGGAGGAUAGCCAAUUCGCAGUUCUGUCAAAGAGAGAUUUUGAGAUCAUCAUAGGCGAAGCUGUCAAGAAAGAUUUUGAUAAGAAGACUACCGUCCUUAGAAAUAUUCCUGCUUUCACUCAUUUAACCAGGAAUUCUCUUAAAUAAGCUAACAUUUUACAUGAGUGAACAUUCUAUCAGCAAGGACUGAUUUCUUUUUAAAGAGAAUGAGGAGAUCCAGGGCUUAUAUCUGAUAAAAUCAGGAGACUUUGAAAUCUCUCAGAAGUUUAGGAAGGAAUUGAAGGAAAAAUAUACUGGGCAUGCAUUCCCUGUUAAGGUCAAGAGGAAUAUCAAGUGAUGCCUUGCUGGAAAUAAUGAAGCAUUAGGCCUCGAGUACAUAAUUGCUGGGGCUGAGAACCACACCUUUUCGUGUUAUUGAGUUUCUACACAAGGGACUUACUACUUCCUGGAUAGAAAGAAAGUUUCAGAAUGGUUAAAGAACAGAAUGAUUAAAGAAAAAUUUAUUGAAAUGUAUAAUGAUCAGCAAAAAUUAUUCUCUGAGAGACUUUCCACUAACACUAAGCUUCUUGAUCUUGAGAUUAGCAUAAUUCAGGAUGAGAUUAUCAAAUCUAAUGCUAGAAAGGAGGACCAACAAGCCAGCUUCCAGGCUGAGCAGGGCUCUACUAAAGAAUUAAAAGUUAGGCUGCUAAACCACCUUUUAAAACAGAAUAAUCUGGGAUAUAAAUCUCAGACGAAUGAAUUAGGACCUACAGAGAAUGAGUUAAAACUUGCAGAUGGCUACUACAAAGUUCUUAAUAAUCCAGAUAAAAUAAUUAAGGAGUACAAUCAAGCGAAUAAAUAUGAAAAUAACAUACGAAUCUCAGCUAAGAAGAUGAGAAGAACAAAAUCAGCUAGGCCUGGUUCUCGACCUAAAACUUCCCAAAUAUCAAACCCAAAAAUCAAAGAAAGACCUCGAAAAGAGUACAUCGACGUAUGUGAGCCUAUCCAGGAGUAUAAAGCAGGGUUACUAAAUACAUCCAAGAAUAGAUCGACAGCAAACUUUAAGCUAAUCGAAAAAGUGUACAUGACUACACAGGGGGAAGAAAUAGAAAAUAUUACUGAUGCAAACAAAACAUUAAUUGCCCAUUUUAAGAAGACCAAGCUGAGAAAUACCAAGAGAAUUCAGUCGGCAGUUAGCAUUAGAAGGAAUGUCAGAUUUCAAAGCUCUAAAACAACAUUUAUGUCAACCGAAAAGGAAGGAGUAAAACAAUCAAAAUAUGAAACUACUGUAGAAAAUCUGGAAACUAUUUCUGGGUCUGAGAAAUCAGUCAAGUACAACAAGAACUCUUCUUUAAGCAACUUGAGAGAGAAUGUGGUAAAAUAUAUGAAUAAGGUUAACUUAAAUGUGAAAAUCCAAAACUAUUCACCUCAUAAGCAUGAAUCUAAAAGCUUAGCUAAAAGAAGUCAGAUAAAGCUGAUAGACGUACCAACCCCCAGAAAUGCUGUACAGGCUGCUAAUAAUCUGAUAAAUACAAUUGAUUAUCUCGAGAAGCACCAGCCUGUAACUCAAAAGCCAAAAUUUCUUGUAAAGAAUAGUCGGAAUCGGGGAUUUAGUAAUGUACAAAAUAAAAAUGCAAAAACAGAUCAAUUAAUCUUAAGAAGUCCGAAUAUUAUUUUCGACAAAAGUUCUCUCAAUCCAUUGCAACCAUCUCCUAUAAAGAACCCCGAGAAAGGUACUAAUGAUGAGUUUGAAGAGCUCGAGACGAAAAUGUUUAUGACUCUUGGUCCAAAGGCUUAUGAAGGACCUGUAAAGUCAGCACAAAGUGCUACUUCUCUCCCUAGAAAGAUUAUUACUAAGAAGAACAGACUUGCAAGCAUCCAUCCCUUAUAUAGGAACCAAUGGAAGAAGUACAAAAAGAGAAGGCAUAAGGCACUCAAUUAUGAAGAUACUAAAUCAGAGCAAAAGAAGAAGGUUUUGAAAAUCUCAAAAAAUAAAUAA